Vigna unguiculata (cowpea) is the source of this 3995-nucleotide messenger RNA. Its product is annotated as P-loop containing nucleoside triphosphate hydrolases superfamily protein. Lineage: Eukaryota; Viridiplantae; Streptophyta; Magnoliopsida; Fabales; Fabaceae. Gene Ontology annotation, molecular function: ATP hydrolysis activity; ADP binding. The record is from RefSeq and is a predicted model, not a curated record. Gene Ontology annotation, biological process: recombinational repair.
ACUUUAACUGCAGGUGUUUUGAUUUACAGCAUGUGAAGAUACAGAGCCAAGUGAAUAAGACAAAAUGAAAAUUGCACUAUACUGCAUUAAACUAUUACCAUUGAUUCUGCCAUGAAAAGAAAUAAUAGUAUUGAAAUACUACACCAUACUUGUUUUCAUUAAUUGUUAUGUGUGCAUUUGUUUUGGCAGAGAAAACAAUAUUAUAUGAUCAAUUCAAACUUGGGAGAAUCAACCCCCAUGUUAGAUACUCUGCACAUCUUCAUAAAGGAGAGAGAAAAGGGUACCCUGGACUUUGACAAGGGCCAUUACUUCUCUUCCUUUCAAAGGGUACCCUGAAGUUGAAGUUGAAGUUCAAGCAGAGACACAGAGAAGUAAAGGGCAUUGAAAGUUUUGUUUUUUCAGCAAAAAAAUGGUAGAAAAAUGAGUAGUUGCGUGGCCAAACUGGAAGCUGAAACUCAUCUCCCCACUUUCACAUUCAAGCAAACACCUUGGAUGCUUCACAACUCACACCACAACAAUCAGUACAACUGCUAUUGUUGUAGUACAACACACAGCUUCAGAUGCUAAAAUCCAAGUGAUGAGUUUGUUUACCACAUGCAGAACUCUUGUGUCUUAGCCUUUUACUGUUGGAUUGCAUUUAUGUUUCCAGGACCAAACAAAUGCUGUAGGGUCACAAUCAGUGCCACACAGAUACAUUAUUCAGGUCUUGGGUACUCUAGCAGCAAAUAAUAGGUUUUUUAAGACCUACCAUGCCCCACAAAGACAAUAGAAGAGCCUUUGCUAAUUAUUAAGAAACAAAUGUUGCAGAGUGUAGAGUGUAGAGUAAUAUGCUAUGUAUAUCCAUGGUGAGAUCUAGCCUAAAGGUCACUGCAACUGCCUUUGUUAGCCAUCUUUGAAGAGUUUUUAUUCAUGGAAAGUGAAAGAGAGGACAACAACAAAGGCACUGAUUCAACACACGCUGCCAUCUCUAGCACACUUAAAAUUAAGAUUGUGAGCUGCAGCAAAAGUGGGGAGAGUUUAGACAACUCAAACUUACCCUCACCAAACAUAAACAAUGGCAUAGAGUCAUCACCUUAUGGUUCUCCUCUUGUGUCACCACCUUCAUCAGCAUUUGUUUCUGCAUUGCAGUCUCCAUAUAUAUCUCCAAGGGCCAUUAUUCCAGACCCACCUAAUGGAUCUCCUUUGGAAAACCAACCAGAACUACUAACAAUAGCCACUUCCACCACCAACCCUUCCACCCCUGAAGAUGUGCCUAGCAGUUCCUACACUCCCCCUUCUGAUCAAUAUGAGUUCUCUGAUGACGCUGCUGACACAAGGCUCAAGUAUGUGACAUGUGUUCCUGAACCGGCUCCUCCACGCAUUUCAUUCUCAUUUCCAGUCCCUAGAAUUUCCUUUGCAAAAGGCCCUAUCUCACCUGCAACCAAUGCCAAACUCAGAAGCUGUGAUGUCUAUAUUGGGUUUCAUGGCCAGAAUCCCAACUUGGUGCGCUUCUGCAGGUGGCUCAAGUCUGAGCUUGAGCUUCAAGGGAUCGAUUGCAUGCUUGCUGACAGAGCAAAGUACUCAGACAGUCAGAGUCAUGAGAUUGCUGAUGGAGUCAUUUGCUCAGUGGCUUUUGGAGUGGUGGUUGUUACAAGUUCCAGCUUCCUCAACCAUUUUAGCAUGGAGGAGGUGAGAUUCUUUGCUCAAAAGAAGAACUUGAUUCCCCUCUUGUUUGACACGGGACCUGCAGAAAUUAUGGCUCUUCUCAACUGCAAAUCAAUUGACAAAGAAUGUAAAGAGGCAAUAGAUGGACUUAUGAAGUGCAAUGAAUUCAAUCUAGAAGCCAAUGAUGGUAAUUGGCGAAGCUGCAUAGCGAAAGCUGCUGGUAUUUUAAGAGCAAGACUUGGUAGGAAGAAUGCUGAGCAGAAGGAUAAUGUACAAGGACUUGAGAACUUACCCUUUCCAAGGAACACGUACUUUGUAGGAAGAGAGAAGGAGAUUAUGGAGAUUGAGGGUCUUUUUUUCGGUCGAGGGAAUGGCAUGGAACAAGUCCAAGAUCAUUGUAAGGCAUUCACCAAAGGAGAAGCUAGUGGAAGUGGACAAUCUGAAGGCCUUGCAGAUGAGGAAAGUGAACCAGUGAUAGCUAGGUGUGGGAGGUAUAUCAGUCUAGAAAUGGGGAGAAGCAAAGAACCAACUUUAGAGGCUUGGGUUGAACCGAUCAUGGGAAACAACUCUUUGAAGAGGUUGAAGAAUAAGAAAUCAAAGAGUGGAAACUACAAGAGCGUGUGCAGCAGUGUGAUUUGCAUUAAUGGGGUUUCUGGGAUUGGAAAGUCAGAGCUGGCACUAGAAUUUGCUCAUAGAUAUCACCAGAGGUACAAAAUGGUCUUGUGGGUUGGUGGUGAAGCCAGGUAUCUGAGGCAGAACUUAUUGAACUUGUCUCUCAAUUUGGGAUUGGAUGUUGGUGCUGAUUCUGAAAUGGAAAGGGGUAGGAUUCGUAGCUUUGAGGAUCAAGAAUUUGAGGCAUUCAAGAGAGUGAAGAGGGAACUGUUUGGUGAGACUCCUUACUUGCUGAUAAUUGACAAUCUUGAGACAGAAGAGGAAUGGUGGGAAGGGAAGGAUCUGUAUGACUUGAUACCAAGAAACACAGGAGGAACACAUGUGAUCGUUACUACAAGAUUGUCCAAAGUAAUGAGCUAUGAUACGAUUCAGCUUCCACCUUUGCCAUUAUCUGAUGCAAUGAUUCUGAUGAUAGGAAGAAAGAGGAAAGAGUAUUCGGCAGAUGAGAUAGACCUGCUUGAAAAAAUCAAUGAGAAACUUGGAAGGUUGAGCUUUGGUUUGUGGAUGAUUGGUUCACUGCUGGCUGAACUUUCAAUAGGCCCUUCUUGUCUCUAUGAGGCCAUUAACCAGGUGCCACUGGAUGAAGAUUCAAACUCCUGCUAUAUGAGCAUUGCAGAAGGGCAAUGGUGCAAGAGCAACCCUUUUCUCAUGAAGACCCUUCUCUUUUGUUUGGAAACUUUGGAGAAAACUAAAGCUAAAGGGAACCUCUUGGCCAUAAGAAUGCUCCUUGUAAGUGGCUGGUUUUCCCCUUCUCCCAUUUCAGCCAGUUUAUUAGCCAAUGCAGCAAAGAGUAUUCCUACAGUGGAAAACCGUCUCAAAAAGUGGACCAAAUCUCUGAGCCUAACAAGUUGUUUAUCACCACGGACAUGGAAAAAUGAAGAAGAAUCAGCAAUGAUUCUUGUGAAAAUGGGACUGGCUAGAAGGGCUAAUCACCAUGAUGGAUGUUGGCUUCAUUUCCACCCCAUAACACAAGCAUUUGCCAAAAGAAAAGGUGGUUUGCAAUAUGCCAAAGCUGCAAUUCAAGGAGUGAGGAAAAUGGGAAGCCAAGUUAACUCAGAUCAUUUGUGGACCUCAGCUUUUCUUGUUUUUGGGUUCAAAUCUGAGCCUCCUCUGGUGCAGCUGAAGGCAAUUGACAUGGUUUUGUACAUCAAGAGAACAGCUCUUCCUCUAGCAAUUCAAGCCUUCACCUCUUUCUCAAGAUGCAACUCAUCCUUGGAGCUCUUGAGGGUGUGCACCAAUGCUCUUGAGGAAGUUGAGAAAUCUUUUGUGUCUCAAAUCCAAGAUUGGUCUUCCCAUGGUUCAGUUUGUUGGAAAAGGAGACUCCAAAGAGGCCAAAAAGUAGAUGAAUAUGUGUGGCAGGAUGUGACCUUGUUGAAGGCAACACUGCUGGAGACAAGAGCAAAGUUGCUAGCAAGAGGGGGGCAUCUAGACAGUGCCAAGGAACUGUGCAGAACAUGCAUCAGUAUCAGAACUGUGAUGCUUGGCCAUAACCAUGCACAGACCUUGGCUGCUCAAGACACAUUGGCAAGGUUGGUGAGAAUGAGGAGUAAGAUAUGAUGAUGAGAGUGUGUUUGUUGUGUCAUCACUUUUACUGUUAAAACUUCAUACAAACAACACCUUCAGUGAAGUUGUGUAAAUGUUGAAUUUAGAUUUUCUAAUGGUUUUUUCUAUGGUGUUUC